AUGCCCCUUUCGCGCUCCCUUUUCCUGUCUACAUCUGGCUCUGCGGCAGCCCGUCACGUCCUUCGCCUGGCUAGCGGAAGUCAACCACCCCGCCUUGCAGUUGGCCAGGAAGCUGCAUCAUCUCCUUUCAUUCGAGCAUAUUCCUCCGCCCCGCCUCCUCCUCCUCCAAACCGCAACCGAAAUAACUCAGAGAUCAAGGUUCUCCCCAUACUUGCUAUCCUCGCAGUUGGAAGCGGCGUAUACGCUUUUCUGAUCAAGUCUCGCACGCCCAAGGAUGUCAAACCUGGCAAUGGGAAAGGAACGCAAUCUGCCAAGCUCGUCAAGGACUAUGGUUUUUCCCAUCUCUCCGCGGGUGAUUUGCUUAGGGCCGAGCAGGACCGUGAAGGAAGUCAGUACGGUGAUUUGAUUCGACAUAACAUUCGCGAAGGAAUCAUCGUGCCAAUGGAAAUCACCGUUACCCUCCUUUCCAACGCCAUGGCUGCCAUUCUCGAGGAGAAGAAAAAGAAGGGCGAGAACAGCGGAGAACAGACAUCACGGUUUCUCAUUGACGGAUUCCCACGCAAAAUGGAUCAAGCUAUAUAUUUCGAGGAAACCGUGUGUCCCUCGGCAGGGACUCUUUUCCUGUCCUGCCCGGAAGACGUGAUGUUGGACCGUCUCCUAAAGCGCGGAGAGACCAGCGGCCGUGACGAUGAUAAUAUCGAGUCAAUUAAGAAGCGAUUCCGUGUCUUUGAGGAGACCAGCAUGCCUGUUGUCAACUAUUACGAGAAGAUGGGCAAGGUCAUGAGUGUUUCUGCAGUUGGUACCGAGACUGAGGUUACUGCUCGCAUUCACAAGGAGAUAGAGAGCCGUGGCAUCGUGCAGCCAAAGGGUAACUAA
This is a messenger RNA of Trichophyton benhamiae CBS 112371, 876 nucleotides long. RefSeq lists its product as uncharacterized. Bases 1 to 876 code for a protein of 291 amino acids. The record is from RefSeq and is a predicted model, not a curated record. Gene Ontology annotation, molecular function: UMP kinase activity; ATP binding. Gene Ontology annotation, biological process: UDP biosynthetic process; CDP biosynthetic process. The transcript is spliced from 2 exons. Gene Ontology annotation, cellular component: nucleus; cytoplasm. NCBI's taxonomy places the organism in Eukaryota, Fungi, Ascomycota, Eurotiomycetes, Onygenales, Arthrodermataceae.